Messenger RNA from Oncorhynchus gorbuscha (pink salmon), 2915 nucleotides. RefSeq names its product serine/threonine-protein phosphatase 2B catalytic subunit alpha isoform-like. Gene Ontology annotation, biological process: calcineurin-NFAT signaling cascade. Gene Ontology annotation, cellular component: calcineurin complex; cytosol; cytoplasm. The coding region runs from base 219 to 1820 and encodes 533 amino acids. The record is from RefSeq and is a predicted model, not a curated record. NCBI's taxonomy places the organism in Eukaryota, Metazoa, Chordata, Actinopteri, Salmoniformes, Salmonidae. Gene Ontology annotation, molecular function: calmodulin binding; calmodulin-dependent protein phosphatase activity. The transcript has 16 exons.
CGCUGGGAGAGAGAACUUGAUACAGAGCAACAGUAAAUCACACGGACCUACAGUAUACCAGUGUUGAAAUUUGUAAUCCCAUUGCAUGUAUUUGUGGCUAGUGAAAGGAGCAAGUGAGAUCACUGCGAUCUCCCAUUUGGAUAGAGUUGAUUUGUUGGGUAAGGACAACAACGGAUCUUUUUCAGGCACAGUUCAAAUAUAUUUGAAUUUCUAGCACCAUGGAAAUGUCCGAAAACAAGCCGAAUGAUGAUCCGAAGUUAUCUACGACUGACAGGAUGGUAAAAUCUGUCCCGUUCCCGCCAAGUCACCGACUCACAGCCAAGGAGGUGUUUGACAGCGAUGGGAGGCCCAAAGUGGAUGUGCUCAAAGGCCACCUGACCAAGGAGGGCCGCGUGGAGGAGAGCGUGGCCCUCAGGCUCAUCGGCGAGGGAGCGGCCAUCUUGAGGGCUGAGAAGAACCUGCUGGACAUAGAGGCCCCCGUGACAGUUUGCGGAGACAUCCAUGGCCAGUUCUUUGACCUGAUGAAGCUGUUUGAAGUAGGAGGGUCACCCGCUAGCACACGAUACCUUUUCCUGGGCGACUACGUCGACAGAGGAUAUUUCAGUAUCGAAUGUGUGCUGUACUUGUGGGCCUUAAAGAUCCUAUACCCCAAAACACUCUUUUUGCUUCGUGGGAACCACGAAUGUAGACAUUUGACGGAGUAUUUCACAUUUAAGCAGGAAUGUAGAAUUAAGUAUUCGGAGCGGGUGUACGAUGCGUGUAUGGACGCCUUCGACUGCCUUCCUCUGGCCGCCCUUAUGAACCAGCAGUUCCUGUGCGUACACGGAGGACUGUCCCCAGAAAUCACAAACCUUGACGACAUCAGGAAAUUAGACAGAUUCAAAGAGCCCCCUGCGUACGGGCCCAUGUGUGACCUGCUGUGGUCGGACCCCCUGGAAGACUUUGGGAAUGAGAAAAGCCAAGAGCACUUCACACACAACACAGUGAGAGGCUGCUCCUACUUCUACAGUUAUCCUGCUGUCUGCGACUUUCUACAACACAAUAACUUAUUAUCGGUCAUUCGAGCCCAUGAAGCACAGGACGCUGGGUACCGCAUGUACAGGAAAAGCCAGACGACAGGGUUUCCUUCUCUCAUCACCAUCUUCUCAGCACCCAACUACCUAGACGUCUACAACAACAAAGCUGCAGUGCUGAAGUAUGAGAACAACGUGAUGAACAUCAGGCAGUUCAACUGCUCCCCUCACCCCUACUGGCUGCCCAACUUCAUGGACGUCUUCACCUGGUCCCUGCCCUUUGUUGGGGAGAAAGUCACUGAGAUGCUGGUCAAUGUGUUAAGCAUCUGCUCCAAUGAUGAGCUGACGACUGACGAAGAGAUCGAUGGACAUCUAAUAUAUGCCCCCAAGAAAGGUGCCACAGCCUCUGCACGCAAGGAAGUAAUCCGGAACAAGAUCCGUGCCAUUGGCAAGAUGGCCAGGGUAUUCUCUGUCCUCAGGGAGGAGAGUGAGAGUGUGUUGACACUGAAAGGGCUGACCCCCACCGGCAUGCUGCCCAGUGGAGUGCUGUCCGGAGGCAAGGAGAAGCUCCAGAAUGAAACCACAGCUACUAUUGAGGCUAUUGAGGCAGACGAAGCCAUCAAGGGCUUCUCGCCCCAGCACAAAAUCACCAGCUUUGCGGAGGCCAAGGGCCUGGACCGCAUCAACGAGCGGAUGCCCCCGAGGCGGGACGGCCUCCCCUCAGACGCCAGCCUCAACUCCCUCAACAAGGCUCUGUCCUCGGAGACCAAUGGCACAGACGCCAAGGACAGCAGCAACAUCCAGUGAAGGGGCACGCUCCACCACGGCUGGUGGUGGCAGUCUGUGGCGACCAGGGUGGGUCGAACUACGGAAAGUUAUCGCUCGUUCACUUUUUCAGGCCCUUGGCCUCCUCGAAGCUGGUGAUGACGUGCUUGAUUCUGAGACGAGAGAGGGAGAGAGAGAGAGAGCGAGAGAGAGCGAGAGAGAGAGAGCGAGAGAGGGAGAGAGAGAGAGAGAGAGAGAGAGCGAGAGAGAGAGAGCGAGAGAGAGAGAGCGAGAGAGAGAGCGAGAGAGAGAGCGAGAGAGAGAGAGAGAGAGAGAGAGCGAGAGAGCGAGAAUUUAUGAAAGCCCCUAGCUCAUUUUACUGCAGGGCUCUCCAACCCUGUUCCUGAAAAGCUACCCACCUGUAGAUUUUCGCUCCAACCCCAGUUGUAACUACUAUAACCUGAUUCAGCUUAUCAACCAGCUAAUUAUUCGAAUCGGGUACGCUUGAUUAGGGUUGCAGUGAAAACCUACAGGACUGUUGCUCUCCAGGAACAGGGUUGCAGUGAAAACCUACAGGACGGUUGCUCUCCAGGAACAGGGUUGGAGAGCCCGGUUUUACUGGAUAUGGACAUUUUGUGUAACUUCUUACUAACUAUUGUACGUUUACAAAAUACAGCACUAAAAAGGGCAAAACAUAAAAAAACAUGUUUUUAAAAAAUAUAAGGGUGUACAAAUUAAGUAAGGACUAUUUAUUAAUAACUUUUUUUGCUACUCUUAUAAAAUAGCUCUGAAAUAAAUUAGGCAGUCUUAAAAAGAAUGUUGCAACAUUGUUUAAAUGCCCCAAAAAGUUAGUUUUAUGGUUUUGUACAGAUUAUGCUUACCUCAGGUUCAUUUGGUGUGUGCUUUUGACCCAGAUUUCUGGAAAAUGGCAAAUUAUUACCUUGGUGAUGAAUACCUAUUUUUUGGGAGUUUCAUAACUGGAAUUUACAUUUAUAUAUUAUUUGCAAAUAUGUUUUUGUUGUUUUUUGGGAAUAUAGAUUUUAUUGUGGCUUGCUGGAAUUCUGUGAGUGUUCAUUUUUCUCUUUUUAAAGUAUUGCGAACAAAGUAAACAUAAAGAACCUAUAUUGUGUAAAAGAA